Messenger RNA from Porites evermanni, 9241 nucleotides. The record is from the annotation of a GenBank genome assembly. Lineage: Eukaryota; Metazoa; Cnidaria; Anthozoa; Scleractinia; Poritidae.
AUCAGAAUGAGGCUUCCGGUUAUAUCGUCUGGAACUGAAGAUGGUAAAGUUAAAUUUUCAAAGGUCCACAGUAUUCUAGCCCUCAGGCUGUCCAUUAUCGUUCUUACUUCGUGCUAUGCUCGCUCAAUCGUUUUCCUGACACGUUGAAGCUAUCAUAUUGGUGAAAUGAGCGCUCAGGAAACCCGAAAUCAACAACUAUGGAAGAUCCGACGGACUACACUUGCAUUUGGUGUUGUUCAAAUCCUUCUGGGUCUUUCACUAACUACGCUAUCGUUCACAGCCUUCGUAUUUACGUCUUCGGAAAGAAUCCGAAAUGCCUGUCCAUACUGGGCUGGCUUUACGGUAAGUUAUUUUAUUUUUCCUUUGACUGUGUUUUCAAAUCUGCGUGUAGUGAUUACUAGUUGGCGUGAUUUUAAACGACAAAGUUGUCGGGUUUGUGCUAUUUUUCAAUAGGUGUUUUGCAGCGGUGGUGUUGGGAUCAUUGCCUGGAAAUAUUCAUCUGUUAUGUCGGUGAGUUUACCACGAGUUUAGCAGUUCUCGCAAUCAUUUCACACUUAUAUUCUGAACACCAAUUAAUAGAUAGUCAUUCCGUGUCAGAAGUUUAGUCAGUCGUGCAAAACACGGACAGCAUACAAAAUUCUGUUGGCAAAUGUUAAAUGUUAAGGUUACUCAAAAUUUCAGCUUAUAUUUUCGAUUGAAUUUUACAGCGUAUAAGUUUCGUCAGGGAACCUUAGUAAGCUUAUUAUAUUUUCGUUUUACCGUGUGGUUGCAGCUAUUCUGCGAUGUGAUCUGUCGAAAAUCGAAAUUUUCAUCUUACCCGAGGGAACUGUUGUUAAUACUGACACGAAGAGACGACAAAAUUUUAUAAGCUUAAAUGUGACCAUUGCCUGUCAUUUUCAUGCAAAGUCACAUAUAUAUCUUUUUGUCUAAAGUCAUGAAACACCUAGUCAUUGGCUUGUACUGUGCCGCAUGUUUUUGACCAUGUUCCAAAAUUUGAAAAAAGAAUAAAAUGCUUUCUAGACAUAACGUGUCAGCGUGAGACGUAGGAGCUUUUGAUAUUAAAAAAAAUCCAUCCAAGUCUGCCAGAGUCUGCUAAGCCUAAUCUCCGCGCACGUUUUAAAGUCAUAUUCUUAAUUUUACUCAUUCUGACUCACUUUGUUCAAAACUUUUAUAGGAAACUAACUAACCUUAUUUUGUGGCAAGCGCUUGGCACAUAUAAAAGCCGAAAAAAGUCUCUGAUUUUAUGCCACUGUCCUCAGCUCAUUCCAGACAUAAACAUAUUUACAUACACUAAGGGCAGUGGGUCGCAGCUGAAGUUUCAAUUAAUUCGUUUUGUGUUUUUGUUUGAACGAAGAAAAAAAUGUGGUAUUUUUAGUUACGAUGUGAAUUCUGUCAUGUACAUUUAGACUGGAGCUAAUUUUUUUUAUCAGUUAGAAUUCAGAGUAGUUUUAUUGAAAUUAUUUCUCCUUUUGAGGUGGGGGUGUUGUGACACAAUAUUGAACGAGAGAGGAAAUAGUUCUUUUGAUUUUUACUGGGAGUACACCUAUGUGAUGAAGCAAGAUGUCUAUGUGAAAAGGCAUGUUAUGACCACUGUGUGGUAUUUGAUAAAACCUUGAUGUGAGCAGUAUUAGUUGCAAUGCAAAAACCAAUGGUCAUUAAACUAUUAUUGCUUUUUUCCUCUGGAUAUACAUGAAGACAUCCCUACAUCAAGACACAUCCCCUUAAAUGGCCAUAUUUGUUUUCAGCCAAAUUCCUGCCAUACGCAUUCAUACUGUGUGGUUUGAUUUAACACUUGACCUCGAUCAAUUUCAUUGACCGCAAUGGAAGAUCUGAGUUAACUUUGAAUGACUUUGAAUCAAUAAAUUUCCAUUUCGGAGAUGCUAAUAUAUAUCCUCAAAUACAGCUAAUACAUUUUCUAAAAAAAAAACUGCGCUAAUGUUAUGUCAAAACCUUUUACUUUGUGAGAUACUGUGUUCUAUAUCAAAGUGUAAGAGUUUACUCUUGUGUAAAUUAAAAUAACUAGAUAAAUCUUGUUUUCCACCAAAAAUUAUUGCUAGAACCACAAAGUCAAUCAACCUAUGAUGAGCUUCACGGGCUAAACAAAUUUUGGUGAUUCAAAUGUUAUCUGUGAUCAAUUGUCUUAACACUUUUUCUAUACCUCAUCAUGGUCGGUUUAGCUUUUGAUGCCAUUGACGGAAAUAACUGAGGAUUUGUGGUGGGUUUUAUCCCUUGCAAUGUUAUCGGCGUUGUAAGCGUGUUAAGACUUUUAUCGCUCGCUCCUUACACUUAAAACACUCUUCAGGAUUAUACUUAAAACUUUUGUCAUUUAGAUUCCCAUUUAGUAUAAGAAGAUGUAUGUUGUGCCUAGCAUCUGUUUAUUGAGGUUAAAAAAGUUUGUUUAAAAAAGUGGUGUUUGUAAAAAAGUUGCUAAGUUCAGUUUCAAAUGAAGUGUUUCAGGAACACCGGUUAACUUCUUCAUCUUUUUUCCCUUGACUGUCUUAGUAAGGCAACUGAAACUUGUACAAAAAUACUAAGUGGUGACUUUAAGAAUGAGCACUAAGAGCAAUAUACAGAUCUGGCUCUGCAAUUAUACACUUACGAAAACCUAUUAGAACAUCAGACAAUCUGCCUAUGCUGUAUAAAAGAUGUCUGCAAGACAUAAUUACUGAUGUAUAAGGUCAAGAAUGGUCUUGUACUUGAUAAAGUUCCCAUCCUCUUUGUCCAUAAAGAUUCUACACACUGGCUUUGAAGGUGGUUUUUCUGAUACGCAGUAUGGCAAACUCACAAUUAGAUAUCUAGGACCCAUCUUAUGGUUGAUCUACAUAAAAGUAGAAGAUUAAAGAGAAUCUCCUAGCCCCAGGUUAAUACACUUUUUGUUUGGUCUUAUUUUAAAAAUGUGAUAUCGGAAAAUACAGUCCGAGAUUGUAGAUGGUGACUGAUUGUGGACCAGUGAUGCUGCUCACAUCACGUAUUUUUUUCAUAAUGAAGUGAUGUUUCCGUUUAAUCAUGCUCAUUUAUGAUGAACCUGCUUAUCAUGGAGCUAAUUCAACUGUCUAGCUAUUAUAUUUCUGUUCCUGAUUUUCCAGAACUAUUGGCUCUAUAAAAAUAACAGGAGGUUAUACCUUCAGUGUGCAUAUAUUUUGGUCUUGCGGUAUCAAAUCAUGCAGUAUAUACACCAAUUUUUUGUGUCUGAAUUACUUUUGACAAAGUAUUUUGGUGCAGGGCUCAAAGUUUAAAUUAGAGUUUGGGAGCACUUUUGCUACUAGAUGUAAAUUUUUAGGAGCACUGCCGAAAUUUUAGGCGCACAGCUGAAAAUUUUAGGAGCACAGCUUAUAAUGUUGGAAUAUCUAUUUCAAAAGAAAAAGUAAAAAGCUUAACAGUGCCACGUUUAUUUGUCAUCUUCAGUUUGUUACUUUUACUUCAGUCCUGUGAUUGAUAAAACACAGCCGAUUUGCUACGCAGUAAUACUGUUGUGAUUUUUAAAAUUAAUUUCUCUUUUUGACAGUACAGUUGUGACUAAAGAAAACUUACACUUGAAAAACAAUUCAAAACUGACAACAAUGAGUGUGUCGAACGCGAAUUAAAAUUAAUCUUUAAUGAAUUUGUUAAAUGCACAGUUACAUGUAACUGGAAUACGACUUAAAAAACUUUCUUACGUGGAAAAAAAAGGCUCUUAAUACACACUGUUUUUGCUUUGAUUGACGUUAAAACUGAACGUUCGACAUGAUCGUUCAUUGCGCAAAAAACGUGUUUCGUUCGUAGCAUAUAUUUGCAUGUGCCAGCGGUGUUUAUUACAAAACAGAAGAGUCUGGGAUGGAGUAAAACAUCGAAACGAAAAAGAACAUUCGAGUUCGUAGAAUCCAUUGGGGGAAAAGACCAAUUAAACAUACACCGUCUUUCUAGUUUGAGUUCGUUAGUAUACAAGUAGUCGGAAGUAAGUCAGUCGCACUGUGCUUUGGGUUUUAUGGCGCACAGGUGCGAUUACACAUGAAUUUUUAGGCGCACAACCAAAAAUCCAGUCGCAUAUGCGACCAGUUAGUCGCUAACUUUGAGCCCUGUGGUGAUUGCAAUUAUGUCUUUGUGGUAAGUUAUUCCAGUACCCCUCAAAGGAAAUCGCGAUGAUGAGCGGAAUUUUUGUCGAGGGGAGAAGGCAGACAUUGCUAUAUUCUUGCAAGAGACAAGAAUAAGAAAGAUCGUAAAAAGCUUUGAAGAAACAGGGCAAUCACAAGCAGCGAACCUUGAAACAUAGAAAAAAACAAAGUGGAUCGAAAUGCCCCAAUCACAAGUAAACAUGUGUUUCCUAAGAGGUUCGCUAAGAUAAUUGACAAAACAGAGAAACCAAAAAUUCCUUCGAAGGUUCCAAAAGGCGCGGCGCAAUACAACAAAUUUGGCUAUAUUAUAUCUCAGUCAUUAUGUCACAGUUUAUGAUAUUACAAUGAUAUUAAACACUUAAUGUGAGACUGGUCCUGAGGGAAACAGUAAAUGUUGUUUCCUGAGAAUCUGGUGACAGGGGCGGAUCCAGAAUUUUUUUUACGAGGGGGUGCACUCGUCUCUUGCUCUACUUCAACACCAAUAAACCACAUAAUUUUUUUGCAGAAUACUAGUUGUAUUAGAAAACCCGCAGGUCAUCUCGGGGGGGGGGGGGGGGGGGCGCCCCCCCCCCCCCCCCCCCCUAGACCCCCCCCGGGGGGGGGGAAACAUGGGGCCGGGGAAAAAAAAAUUAAUUUUUUCCGGGGGGGGACCGGUCUUUUAAGGGGUGUGUUUUGUAGCGGGAAAUUUUGAAGGUGACAGGGGUUUUUGGUCUUUCUUUUCGGGGGUAACAGCGCACUGUUCCCCGGGAACAUCUAAGAUUUUGCAUUUUUGGGGGGGGGGGGGGGGGGGGUGCGCACCCCCUGCACCCUCCCCCUAGAUCCGCCCCUGGGUGAGGGAAACAUUGAGCACUGGGAAACAAAAUUAACUGUUUCCGAGAGGAGACCAGUCUAUUAAGUGGCUUGUUAUGUAGCUGGAAAUUUUGAAGCUGACAGCGGUUGUUGGUCAUUACUUUCGUGGGUAACAGCGCACUGUUACCCUGUGACAUCAUAGAUUUUGCAAUUUUCCCUGCUCAGAGAUUUUGGCAGGAAACAGUUUCAUUGUUAGAUGUCAUGUGACCUCGAAGUAACCAACGAGACCACGGGCUUUUGGUAAACAAUUUCCAGCUAUAUAACAAAAGAUGAUAAGUUGCUUUUAAUUUCAGCUCUGUGCUUGUAUCCUAUAACAGUGACAGCUGCAAUAUUGAUAUAAUGAUUUAAUUUGGCUUUUUAUAACCAUAUAAUAUGAGUAUCUUUUUCAAAUAUUUUUUUGAAAAAGUUGUUGAAAGAAUUUAAUCAUGAUGCACAUAAUAUUCAAAUGUGGUUCAUAUUCUACAUGACAUGUCAUUUCUCAGAUGUCACAAAAAAUUGCAAUUUUUGUAUUGUUCAUUCCUGCCAAAAAACCACCACCAUAGAUUGAUUUUUCAUGCCAAACUUAGUAAAACUGCAAAGGUUUACAAGGAUUCAUCGCAAACUGACGGAAAAAUGAGCUCCUAAACAGGAAAAAUUUUUACCAGAAAAUGAAAGCGACAUACAUUGUAUGUCAUGUGGGCAAGACUUCCCCCAUGCCAUACUUUUCCUUGAAAAAUCCCCAAGUUGCAGGCCCCAUUAAUCUCUGUAUUAGUUUACAACAAAUCCUUAUGAAAGUUCACAGUUUUACUAAAUUCAACAUAAUAAAUCUAUCAAAAACAUUGGCCAUGACAUCUGCACAAUGUGUAAUGUACGUGUAUGUAAGUGGAACAUGCAUCACUGUACUUGAAUGUUUUUCUCUCAUUCUCUUCUCUCAUAUUGUUUGCAGAUGAGCAUGUUCACCUUCUUUUCAGCAGCAUGCGUAGUGGUACAGAUGAUUGCCACCAUUUUAACUGGCGAUACAGGUGGAUUACUUAAGUCGCUUGUUAUGUGCGAAAAACAGAUCUCAGGUGACAGGUGUAGCUGCUGUUCUUCCAUUACCAUGUGUAGUGUCAGUGCUGACAGAUUUGAGUUUGAAGGUGUUGAUAACUGCAGCAUCUUAACUGGACUGAUCACUGGAUUAAUGUAUGGGCUCUGUGUUUUAAAUAUUUUCGGAAGCUUGCUGUGUUUUGUAGCCACCAUCCUGGGAUGCACAGCAGUGGCUCGUGAAACCAGCAGAAAUCAGGUAGCAGUAUUUAAACCCUUUGAGUCCCCAGAGUGACAAACAUCUAUUAUCUCCUAACAUGAUCAAUACAUCAUUAAGGGUUAAGGUUAUGAGAAUUAAUAAAAUGAUCUCCUAAGGGAAACUGUUUUGAUCCUUUGUCCAAUUCUCCUAAGUAAUUCUUUAGCAAAGUGUAUGGAGAAUUUUUUUGUGGAUAUUGGCCUCUUAUAGCAUUAAGAGUCCUUCUCUAUUUUUUAAAAUGUUUUUCUAUAUUAGGUUUCUUUGAACAAUAGUGUCCAGUUAUUAUCUGACAAUUGGCAAAAAUUGAUUACCCUUAAGAGGAGGAGAAGACGACUGUAUAUUGCCCAUCACGGACAAUCAGCUCAUUAUUAUGACUUGUCUUUAUCUUCCAAAUAGCUCUUUGUGCAUUAGCACACUUAAAGUGCAGGAAAUGUUAGUCUUAUGUUAUCCCAUUGACUCCAAUUAUCCAAAUGGAAAUUCUCAAGAUUGUUCUUUACGUUUCCUUAAGAAUAUUGAAGAAAAUAUGUUUAAAGGUCAAAGCAGUUUCCAUAAGGUGAUCAUUUCAGUGAUUCUCAAAACCUUUUCUUAUGAUGUGUUGAUGAUGUAUUAAUGAUAUUUAUUGAUAAUGAUUGUUAGGAGCUAGAAGAUAAGCCUGUGUAGCAGGUGCUUUGAAGUAAUGGAGGCAUUACUUCCAAGCACCUACUCCACAGUCUAGGAGAAAAUUGAUGUUGGUCACUCCUUGGAGGCAUUAUUAUUUUGUUGCUUAUAUUUUGGGGUUGGGUGUAAGUGGUAAAUUCAUUUUCACUCAUAACAAAACACUACAUUAACAGGCAAAAUACUUUGUAUUAACAGGGUGCAAAGAAAAUCAUUUUUACUGCUUGCCAUUCGGGCAAGCUGAAGCUAGCGUUUACUAGCCCAGACGUCAUUUCAACUAGCCCCAAAAGCUUUUUGACUAGCAGAAUGGAUUUCACAGUUCUUCUGUUAUUCAAAUUCCUCAAAAAACCUCACUUGCCCGUCGGGCAAGUUAAAAACAGAAUUCACUAGCCCGAUAGCAAAAUCCACUAGCCCCGGGCUAUCGGACAGUACUUUCUUUGCACGCUGAUUAAUGUGGCUCAGUGGGUUUUAAUGGUAGUGAUUUUGAAACUCCUUUGAAUGUUAGUAGUGGGAAGAGUUCAUUAUAUCUUCAUUUAUCAUACUUGUACAUUUGUAAUUUAAAAAAUCCUUCUUAAUUUCCCAACUUGUAAUGAGGUGUUCGUUUUUUCUACGUACGGGGUCUUCGGGUGUAGCGCUUGCGAAGAAAGAGAGCCUGAUUUCAUUUUAGGAAGUAGACUACAUACAGACACUGUUUACAGGUAGCCAUUAUGACUCCUGUAGGAGGAUCAUGAGGUUAUCCCUAUAUUAAGAUCUCUCCUUACGGAUAACCCACCCGACCCAGGAAAGGUUGGCCACACCACCAGGGUCUACGUCCCCUACUCGUUUCGAACAGUGGUGUAGGUUCUUUUUCGUCUCACAAGAACCAGAUAAAUGAAAGUGCUGUGAGACGGGACCUACGGUUUUUCGUCGUUAUCCGAGAAGACAAGACAGUCUAACUGUUUUCAGAUGUCAUUACAAAGGCAGAACUUUCUCCUCAGUUAUUUAAAGACCCUUAGUGUUGGUCUGGCCAGGGUUUGAACCCGCGACCUCCUGCUCAGCGGACCGGCGCUGAACUGAGAUAACCACGCAGCGGUUAAAUUCUCACGGGAGAAAUAUUCUUUUUAAUUUAUAGGACCUCUGCAGCCGUCACGGUUCCAGGCGGUCGUACAUCAGCUCUGAAGAUCGCUACACUUGGUCAUCAUACCCGACAGACCUGUCGACGCUGCCUUCAUACGCACCUCCAGUAUAUCACUCAGUAGAAAACAUCCAAGAUUACGGGUUAUCAUCGUGCAUUGUACCACCCCCAGUGUUCGAUCCCACGGAUUUGCCGCCCCCGUACUGCUCGCAGAACCCCUCACUAGCGGAUUCCCAGGGAUCAUUGACUUCGCCCGAGUGCUCCUCUUGUCGAAUAAAGUAUUCUACUGAUCAGGACUUAUCUUUUGUUCACACUAACUUGCCGAGUUCGGUUAGGCAAGUUCAGGACUUGGCUAAAGCUCACACGACUAUUCAGAAUACCAAUACUCAAGGGGUUAACACGAACGUUCAGAAUGCAGUUACUCAAGUUCAGUUUCCUGCUGGUCAGGACCUAAGCGAGCCUUACAUGAGCUUGCAUUCUGCAGUUCACAACGAGCAUUCUACCAUGCAAAUUGAUAACGACAUUUCUACUUGCAGUACCCCUAGUGGAGUUGCUCACCUGGCCGCUGGGAACCCUUCUUCGGAUUCGCGAAGUGUGCGUGUUACUCGAAUUAGCGGACAAUGUUUAACAAGUGGUACAUCUUGUUUGUCAAGCGACCCUAAAAGUGGGUUUUCUUCUGAUAGAGAGCUUUCUUGUGUUGCGAAAACUGACUCGCGUGUCAAUGAGAAUGCUAUCGGUAGAGAUGAGGUUGGUGUUGUAAAUAUUGAAGCUCAGCAUCCGUCGUCUACUCUGACCAGCUCAGAAACUGAAUUUUGUGAACUCGUUCCAGAUGUGUCAGAUUUGCAGCGACACAAUAAUCCUGUUUCUACGAUCUGUUCGCCCCACAGAGGAGUCACAGUUUUGUCGCUCCGAGCACGUUCAAGUUCUCUGGGUGAAAACUCCAUUUACGUGAACUCUUUCGAGGUUUUGCCCCGACCGCCUCCAAAUAUGCGAAUUCCUCCCGACGACCUAGGCGCGCCUAGCAGUGCAGACGAUUUAAACGCGAAGAGCGCUGAACAGCAUUUGACAAAGCGAGCUUCGCGUUCCAAUGACGCUUUGUUAGAACCGCGCGGGAUCGGACGCCGUGAACGUAGGAAAGAGACCACUAGACAUAAGAGGAGGAAGCAUCUCUUUGACAGCCCCAAGCACAAAGAUAAACGCGACGCCAGCGAUAAAUGUAAGGUGAACAAAGGGCAUGAAGACUCUGUAGCUUCAGGCAAGGAAACUAUAGUAUAG